UCCCACCCGUCGAACGGCCCAAGCCUCUCGAUUCGCUCCCCUUCGUUCUUCCUCCUGCAUUCCCAGAGGAAACUCCUGAAACAAUAAAACAAUAUAUAAAGGAUACAUAUCUCAUGCCUGAGUUGGAUACUGAUGAGUUCUCACCUGAAAAAGUUGGAAGACAGUGGGAAUUUGACUGGUUUGACAGAGCUAAAAUCCUUCCAGAGCCUUCAUUACCACGGACUGUUAUUGUUCCAAAAUGGGAAUUACCUUUCAGACGUCCAAAGAACCCACCAGAAGGAAGAUGGGAGCCAAAGUCAGUAGAGAUAGAUGUAUCCGAACUCACAGCAGGAGCUGAGGAUUUGUCAGCUUUGCCUCAAAUUACUGGACCUGCCAAAGAUUUUGUCAGAGGAAGCAUCAACAACCGACCUUUUCGUCCUGGAGGGUUGGAUGGGUCUUUGGGGAGGACAUUUCCUGUUGACGCUUCCAGUGGAAAAUGGGUGAGAGAGGUGCUUGAUGGCGGUCCUGCCCAAACCAUCCCUCCAGGCUUCAAACAAGGACUCAAUCUUGGUGAUCUCAAGGCACAUUCAUCUUCAUGGAAUGUUUAUGAGGAUCAGAUUGAAGUCAAGAGCAAACCACAAGCCAAACUGAACGAAUUAUCUGUGCAGUUUGAUGACUUAUUUAAGAAAGCCUGGGAAGAAGACAUCACAGAAUAUCUUGAAGAUGGCGAUAUUUCUGAGAUACAAUCCGAAGUAAAAGAAGAAGUUUCUAUCAUAAAACCAGAGUCACUUGAAAUAGAUGCUGAAGUAAACAAGCUGGAAGUUGCUGGGGAAGUUACAGAGACUGAAAAAUCUGUUUUGGAUGAGAUUCUGACUGCUGCAUCUGGAGGUUCAGCUUUAUGGUUGGAAGGAGAAAGAGAGGGUAGUGGACAUGAAAAAACAGAGGCAUGGGCUGUAGCAGGAGGCACCAAGGAGAUUGUAGAACGGUUUGAUGAACUUAUUCCUGAUAUGGCACUAACCUUCCCUUUCCAACUCGAUCCCUUUCAAAAAGAGGCCAUCUACUAUCUCGAAAGGGGGGACUCCGUUUUUGUUGCUGCUCAUACAUCAGCGGGGAAGACAGUUGUUGCGGAAUAUGCAUUUGCUUUGGCAUCCAAACAUUGCACUAGAGCUGUUUACACUGCUCCAAUCAAAACUAUUAGCAACCAGAAGUACAGGGAUUUCUGUGGGAAAUUUGAUGUAGGCCUUCUUACAGGAGAUGUUAGCUUGCGGCCUGAGGCCUCUUGUCUCAUCAUGACUACUGAAAUAUUGAGGUCUAUGCUCUAUAGAGGUGCCGAUAUCAUCCGUGAUAUAGAAUGGGUUAUAUUUGAUGAAGUGCAUUAUGUUAAUGACGCUGAAAGGGGUGUUGUUUGGGAGGAAGUUAUCAUCAUGCUUCCAAGGCACAUAAACUUUGUACUUCUUUCUGCAACGGUACCAAACACAAUUGAAUUUGCUGACUGGAUUGGUCGGACGAAACAAAAGAAAAUUCGUGUUACUGGGACAACUAAAAGACCAGUCCCUCUGGAGCAUUGCCUAUUCUAUUCUGGAGAGCUGUACAAAGUGUGUGAGAAUGAACAGUUUGUGCCGCAGGGAUUUAAAUUAAUUAAAGAUGUAUUUAAGAAGAAAAACACAAGUUAUGCCACUGGUGGCACUGGGUUCUAUGGGUCAUCCUCAGCCGUCAGUGAUAGAUCUCGGAUUCAAGGGCGUGAUAACGUUUCUCAAGCAAAACAACUCAAAGGACCACAAACAUCAGCUAAUGUUGGUUCUGGCCAGGGAAACAAGAAUAAUAUUGUUGGCCAAAAAGUUAUGGGGAAAUGGAGGGAAGAAGCAUCCGUGUGGUUAUCACUCAUUAAUAAACUGUCAAUGAAAUCUCUCCUGCCAGUUGUGAUAUUUUGCUUUUCAAAAACGAGAUGUGACAAGUCUGCUGAUAAUCUUCGUGGGACUGAUCUCACAACUAGCUCCGAAAAAAGUGAAAUCCGCUUAUUCUGUGAUAAAGCUUUUUCACGGCUUAAGGGAUCUGAUAGAAACUUACCACAGAUUGUAAGAAUUCAAAGCCUUUUACGGAGGGGGAUUGGAGUGCAUCAUGCGGGGCUACUACCAAUUGUGAAGGAAGUUGUUGAAAUGCUUUUUUGUCGUGGUGUAGUGAAGGUUCUUUUUUCAACAGAGACAUUUGCAAUGGGAGUUAAUGCCCCAGCUAGGACGGUUGUUUUUGAUCAAUUGAGAAAGUUUGAUGGUAAAGAAUUCAGACAGUUACUUCCUGGAGAGUACACCCAGAUGGCUGGCCGUGCUGGAAGGAGAGGUCUCGAUAAAAUUGGUUCAGUAGUUGUGUUAUGUCGUGAUGAAAUCCAUGAAGAGAGGGAUUUGAAGAAUGUUAUGGUUGGUAGUGCAACAAAGCUUGAAUCUCGGUUUCGACUGACCUACAUUAUGAUCCUACAUCUGCUUCGUGUCGAGGAGCUCAAGGUGGAAGACAUGCUGAAAAGAAGUUUUGCUGAAUUUCAUUCUCAGAAGAAAUUACCAGAGCAGCAACAGCUUCUCAUGCGAAAGCGUGCACUGUCUAAGAAACCUGUUGAGUGCAUAAAGGGUGAACCUGCAAUUGAGGAAUACUUUGAGAAUUACUCAAAGGCUGAUAAGUAUGAUAAACAGAUAACUGAGUCAGUAAUGCAGUCCCCAGCUGCACAAAAGAGUCUUACUCCCGGCCGUGUGGUGGUUGUUAGAUCACAAAAGGGAAAAGACCACUUACUAGGAGUUGUGCUGAAAACUAAAGUUAGCAACAAUCAGAAGCAAUACAUAGUAUUAGUGCUAACUCCAGAGUUACCCCCGGUGAUGAAAAAUCAGAUGGAUACUGGUAAACCCAGCGAUAAAAAAGGUCCCGACUUUCAGAUACUGAUACCUAAAUCAAAGCGUGCAGUAGCGGAUGAAUAUUUUACUUCUGGGACUUCUCGUAAAGGAUCAGGAGUUAUCAGCAUUGAAUUACCUCACCAUGGUAAUGCUGCUGGGGUUAAUUAUGAGGUUAGAGAAGUUGAGAAUAAGGAGUUCCUCUGCAUAUGCAGUGAAAAAUUUGCAAUUGAUCAAGUACGGCUACUUGAAAAUGUUAAUGCUGGAGCUUACUCCCACACCGUCCAACAACUUGUGAGUAAAAAAUCUGGAGGAAAUAAGUACCCUCCUGCCCUAGAUCCGGUCAAAGAUCUUAAAUUGAAUGACCCGGCUCUUGUUCAAGCAUAUUGCGAGUGGAGCAAUCUUUUGCAAGAGAUGUCUCAAAGUAAGUGCCAUGGAUGUGUUAAGUUGGAGGAGCACAUCAAUCUAGCUAGAGAAAUAAAGGGGCACAGGGAAGAACUGGAAAGUUUGGAAUAUGAAAUGUCAGAUGAUGCGCUUCAGCAAAUGCCCGACUUCCUGGGCCGGAUAGAAGUGUUGAAGGAAAUUGGCUGUAUAGAUGCCGAUCUUGUGGUUCAAAUCAAAGGUCGGGUGGCUUGUGAGAUGAAUUCUGGGGAGGAGUUGAUAUGCACUGAAUGCUUGUUUGAUAAUCAAUUGGAUGAUUUGGAGCCAGAAGAAGCAGUAGCAAUCAUGUCUGCCUUUGUGUUUCAGCAGAAAAAGACUCAAGAACCUUUCCUCACACCGAAACUCUCCCAGGCUAAAAAGAGAUUGUACGAUACAGCAAUAAGACUAGGGAAGCUCCAAGAACGCUUAAACCUACAGAUUGAUCCAGAGGACUAUGCAGGAGAAAAUCUAAAGUUUGGCUUGGUUGAAGUAGUAUAUGAGUGGGCAAAGGGCACUCCAUUUGCGGACAUAUGUAAUCUCACAGAUGUUCCUGAAGGGUUGAUCGUAAGGACCAUAAUGAGACUGGAUGAGACAUGUCGAGAAUUUAGAAGUGCCGCCGCCAUUAUGGGAAAUUCUGCACUUCACAAGAAAAUGGAAACCGCUUCUAAUGCUAUAAAGCGUGAUAUUGUCUUUGCGGCUAGCUUGUACAUUACCGGCGUUUAGUACCAAACCCAGGUAGGAUUUUUCAUGGAAUCUUGUGUACCCUAAUGGUUAGGUUCGGUUCAGUUCAGUUCGGGUGAUGCUUACUCAGUCGGCAACUUGGAUCUUGUUGUACUACACUCAGUGCGCAACUAAAUUAUUUAUAGUGGUAUCCAUAUUAUAAAAAUAAAACAUGCCUUCUCAUUAUAAAAAAAUAGAUAUAUUUGGUGAUUGUUCACAAAGGAUAUAGAUAUAUUUUAAGCUUCUAGAUAUCACCUCUAAUAAUUUAGUGGCACACUGAGUAGUACAUUAGAGUGGCACAGGUGAUCCAGAUCCUUAAUGGGGUUCCUCAACCGUUAAAUGGGAGCCUGUCUGAACUUAAGUGAUGUGUAAUCUAACGGUCUAGCACCCACUUUGGUAAUAUAGUAACAUCAAGCCUGUUGACGAUCCAAAUAUUGUACAGGCAUUGCCGGAUCAGAUGAUAAUCUCAGCACAUUUUUGCAUCAGUUUGUAACAAUUUUCCAGCAGUUUUGGUGGCAUUAGUUUAAAUUAGGCCAGAAGGUAAUCUUAACAAUUUGAAUGUAAUACUAGUUUAUAUAUAUAUAAAUAUAUAGCCCAGAGAAUAUUUCAAUGUUGCAAAGUCGGACCCAAACGAUGUUCAAUUGACCCUGUUUUGGGGUGUGGAGCAGUCCACUGGCCUCCAUCCCCAUGGCCCCAUGGAAUGAAGUACCCCUUCCUC
This is a messenger RNA of Cuscuta europaea, 4707 nucleotides long. The record is from the annotation of a GenBank genome assembly. Lineage: Eukaryota; Viridiplantae; Streptophyta; Magnoliopsida; Solanales; Convolvulaceae.